UGCUUCCCCCUGCAGGUCCCCGUGGCCUUCAACGACGCUUCGUUCAGCUUCUCGGAGGAGGAGUGGAAGAGCCUGAACGAGUGGCAGAAGGAGCUGUACAGGCACAUCAUGAAAGGCAACUACGAGGCCGUCAUCUCCAUGGAUGCUGCCAUUUCCAAGCCUGACAUGCUGUCCCGGAUUGAGCAGGGAGAGGAUCCCAACGCCGAGGAGCAGGAGGAGUCCGAGGCAGGGGAAACCCCCACAGACCCCAGCACCGAGUUUUUCUUCCCUGGGCCCGACGAGAGCUCGUGGGGUAAAUAUGAGGAGACUCUGGCUGAGAGCCACGAGGGCUCUGAGGAAGAGGAGAGCAUGGAGGUCCCCGGUACAUACGAACAGCCCUGCGACGAGGAAGGCCCCGAGAGCCUGGAGCUUCCCAAGUCGUUGGCAGGGAAGUGGGAAGAGGUUUUUUCCAGCCCAGAGGAGGAGAUGCAGUCGAGCAGCAAGAGCCAGAGCGGGUCGGACCCGCAGCAGCGAACGGCAGCGGGCAACGGGCUGAGGCGCUCCGUGCGCCGCAGGAAGGACUUGGCCAAGAAGGAUCCUCCCGAGGAAGGAGCCGCGGAAAAGGGGCCCUACAUCUGCUGCGAGUGCGGGGAGAGCUUCCUGGACAAGCAGCUCUUUGCCACCCACCAGAAGGCACACGCCAGGGAGGAGGCCUGCACGUCCCUGGAGCGCGGCGAGGGCCUCUGGCAGAAAUCCAAGCCCAAGGGCCAGGGCUCCUCCCGCUCCAAACCGUCCAAGCGCCCCGACGGCGACAAGGGCUCCGGCUUCAAGUACGGCCUCGUCAGGCACCAGGUGAACAACAUGGUGGAGAGGCCUUACACCUGCUCCCAGUGCAAGGAGAGCUUCAGCCUGGAAGUGAGUCUUAUCCUGCACCAGAAGCUGCACACGGGGAAGGGCGACGGGCCGCUGACGUGCACCUACUGCGGGAAGGACUUCCGAGACCUCUCCAAAGCCAUCCGCCACCAGCGCAUCCACACCGGCGAGAGGCCCUACCAGUGCACGGAGUGCGGGAAGAGCUUCAUCCGCCGGGAUCACCUGCUCAAGCACUGGCGGGUGCACACCGGGGAGACCCCCUACCAGUGCCCCGUCUGCGGGAAGCACUUCCGCUACAAAGAGUCCCUGAAUUGCCACCAGAAAAUCCACUCCCGCAACCCGCGGCCCACGGAGGAUUCGCAGCUGGGCCUGGAGUCGUCGGGGACCCAAACCAAGCAUUUCUGCGUGAAAAAAGAGACUACGCAGUAGCCGAGGUGGGGCCGGGGCAGGAGGGCUCGCGGUGACCGUGACGGCGCAGCAUGAUGGCGGGUGACUUGUAUCGCAGCUAAUCCAUGUGGUCAUGCUACAAAAGCUUUGGUGAAGCAUCCAAGGAAUUCCUCUUACAAACUCUGACCGGCCGGCCCAGGCACCUCUGCGGCCCCGCGGGGUCCCGUGGCUCUCCCGCCGCGGCGGCGGCCCCCGCGCAGGGUUGGAUUUUGCCUGUAGAGAAUAAUCCCGAGCGAUUCUCCGGGGCCCGUAUUUAGCAGGUGUUCCCCCACCUAUCUUUGUGCAUAUUCAGGAGUGACAAGCUUUCGCUUUCUUUUUUCCACUCGUUUCACUGCAAGGCUGGAAGCGCGAGGAGGGAGGAGGGAAGGAAGGUGCCAUUCCCAGGCAGCUGGUCGCCCGCUCCCCGUCGUGCCGCCGUGUCCCGAGAGGCUGCGAGGCCGGGAUUGGGAGGAAGGGAGGAGAGGCGAGGCAGAGAGGUGGGUUAGGGCACGACACGGGGUUUGUGGAAGGCGGGAGAGCGGAGAGGAGAGCGCGGCAAAGAGCAAGGUGAGAGAAAGCAGGUGCAGGAGAAGGGGCUGAGGACAUUGGAGCAGGAGGAGUCGGGAAGGGCAGCGUUUGGAGGCGUGGUGGGAUCACGCCUCCCUUCUUUGGAAGGGUGUCUCUGGCACCAGCCAGGCUGUGGUUUCCCUCUGGCCCGAGGGGACGGCGCUGCUGGGCUGACACACGGACUCCUGUCACUGAAGGUGAUUUUAUUACUGUUUUUUAACUGGGUUUGGUCUCACUCAGGUAAGUCAGACGAGUGAAAGCAGCUUCUCCUAACCCCUGUAAAGAGCUGUUUGGUUUUUAGUUAACCUAGAAGUAGUAUAUUAUUAUUAUUAUUAUUAUUAUUAUGAACUAUUAUUAUUAUUAUUAAUUAUUAUGAUGAUGAUAAUACUACAAGGAAAGGUGUGACACUAUAUUUCACAGUUGCUCUAAAACACUUCCAUGUUAUGCGAUAAACGCCCAGAGUUUUCCAGCCGUUUGUGUAAAUAUUGGUUGACUUCUGGAGCUGUUGGUGUUGUUCCGAGGUGCCUGUACGUGGUGUCUCUUCGCUGUGUAUCGUCAGCUGCUGGUUCGUGACCGUGUUUUGUAACAACUUUUGUAAAGUCUGUCAAUACAGUGUUUCCACUCUGAA
This is a messenger RNA of Corapipo altera (White-ruffed manakin), 2473 nucleotides long. RefSeq names its product zinc finger protein 777-like. NCBI's taxonomy places the organism in Eukaryota, Metazoa, Chordata, Aves, Passeriformes, Pipridae. The transcript has 4 exons. The annotation marks the transcript as partial. Gene Ontology annotation, biological process: negative regulation of transcription by RNA polymerase II. The record is from RefSeq and is a predicted model, not a curated record. Gene Ontology annotation, molecular function: DNA-binding transcription repressor activity, RNA polymerase II-specific.